AUAUGCCAAAAUGGUUACCUCGUUGCUCUCGGUGAUAGAAGAGGUGGAUGGGUUUGUGUACGGGCAAGGCGCUGGCGGGUUCUACUCUCUUGUGGCCCACGACCACAAAAGCAUCCUUGGGUACGUAUCGCCUGCAAUUGCGAGAUAUUUUGCCAGUGAAACCGGGUUUGUGGUCGACGCUCUCACCAUGACCAUUACCAUAGAUACAUCGUACGACACCUUCGACAAGCGUAACCAGUUGUUUGGAGAUGUGGCGGCCCGCUGGAAACAAGUACCGUUCUUCGAGGCUGAUUUGAAGAACGGGUGGAGAGAUGAGUUCUAUACGGUUUACAACCCCACCAAUGUUCCGUAUUUCAUCGUGGAACGGGCAUUUUCCGUGCUCAUUGGCGUCGUGACCUACGGCGUGCACAUAAAUGGAUACAUAUCACCCGUCAACUCGGCCAAUGGGAAGUUGAAGAUGUGGAUUCCACGUAGGUCUUCUACCAAACCCACAUACCCAGGCAUGUUGGACAACACGGUGGCAGGGGGAUUGGGCCAUCCGUACGGGCUUUGGGAAACGGUGGUGAAAGAGUGCUUUGAGGAGGCGGGAAUCCCGGCCCAGUACGUCGAAAACCACACCAAGAGUGUCGGGGUGGUGCUGUAUUUGUACCACCCCAAGGGAAGACUCAUUGACCGAGUGCAGCCAGAGGUGGAGUACGUGUAUGACAUGGAGUUUGAAGACGAGACGACGGUGGUACCAGCGCCCCAGGAUGGUGAGGCAGAGGACUUUCGCCUCAUGGAUAUAGACGAGAUUCUUGAGCGGAUGGGAAACGGAGAAUUCAAGCCCAAUUGUGGGUUAGUACUCAUCGACUUCUUAAUACGUCACGGGAUAGUGACUCCUGCCACAGAGCCCAACUACCUUGCCAUAGUCUCACGCAGCCAUCGAAGUAUUCCGUUCCCAACGAUGUGAUAAUCAUAAUUAUGUAUGUUAUUUUGCAGCUAUUUAGAAAGUCGCGCCAAAUUUGAUCUGCCGUUUCC
This is a messenger RNA of Yamadazyma tenuis ATCC 10573, 1017 nucleotides long. RefSeq lists its product as uncharacterized. NCBI's taxonomy places the organism in Eukaryota, Fungi, Ascomycota, Pichiomycetes, Serinales, Debaryomycetaceae. The record is from RefSeq and is a predicted model, not a curated record. Gene Ontology annotation, molecular function: 8-oxo-dGDP phosphatase activity.